Molecule: messenger RNA, 1200 nt
Organism: Pseudovirgaria hyperparasitica
Lineage: Eukaryota; Fungi; Ascomycota; Dothideomycetes; Acrospermales; Acrospermaceae
Exons: 1
Source: RefSeq, a predicted model, not a curated record
UAUGAACUCCCUCAUCCGUCGCGCCCCUAACUCGGCGUUGCCCGUAAUGCAGCUCACCCUCGACUUCGACGGCACACUAACAAAAAGAGACACUCUGCAUCUCCUCCACCAAGCCGCCAAACACGCCCGACCCACUGAAUCCCGCAAACUCACCCAGCAAUGGACAAACAUAGUCGAAGCAUACGUCCAGGAUCUCCAGAGCCACAUCGACAGAUAUAUGCCGGCAGCACCCACCCGUACCACCAUCGCCGCCGAAAGGGCAUUUCUCGCAAGUCUUGCAUCCGUCGAAGCACGUAGCAUCGCACGCGUAGCCGAUACCAAGGCACUGAAAGGUACCCGAAGUCAAGACCUUCAUCAUGUCAGCGCGGAUGUCGAGAUGCGGGUUGGCUGGUCCUCACUACUAACAUACGCUGCGAAGCACAGAGUUGACGUGCGUAUUCUCAGUGUAAAUUGGAGCGCGACAUUCAUCAAUGUCGCAAUACAGCACGCUCUCCAGAGCAUAAUUCCUUCAGAACUCAGGGAUGCUACUGCAGCUGUGCCUGCGGGACCAAUUUAUGGAGAUCAUGAUAAGUUGCUCCCUGUGAUAAUUGCGAACGAGCUCGAGGGUCUUCCGUUAGGCACUUCGACGGGCGUAAUUAAGGGACCAAACGGUGGCCGAGGCGUGCACACAUCUGCAGAUAAGCUGCACUACUUUGGUGUCUCCUCGAAAGACAAGGCCCCUGUCGUGUAUGUCGGGGAUAGCACUACUGAUCUCGAGUGUCUGCUCGCUGCGGAUGUAGGCAUUUGUAUCCGGGACGAGGAGAUUGGCAGUGGACAGAGGGCGCUGAUGGAGACGUUUGUACGACUGGGUGUGGGCGUCGUGCCACAUACGGAAUGGAGGAAGGCAAAGAAGGGUGAGGUGUUGCUGUGGGCUGGCGACAUGGCGGAUGUUACUGUGGUAGUCAAGGGUCUGCAUGGCGAAGAUGAAGCUGGCUGAGUGAGCUAUAGGAGGGACUUACGUAACAUGUCCAGAGGACGCCGUAGACUGAGUUCUCACAUAACACCUAUCUCCCUGUCCGAGAUGCUACGGAGGUCAGCAGUUCCCGGAUGGUGAGAGUGUGGAAGUUUGAGCUUUUGACCCGAGAGCGAACAUGAGCGGACGAGGUCAGAGUGCGAAACCCAUGCAUCAGUGUCCAUAAUAUGAAAUGAAGUUGAGGAUUC